Messenger RNA from Pichia membranifaciens NRRL Y-2026, 2419 nucleotides. RefSeq lists its product as hypothetical. The record is from RefSeq and is a predicted model, not a curated record. Lineage: Eukaryota; Fungi; Ascomycota; Pichiomycetes; Pichiales; Pichiaceae. The transcript has a single exon. Bases 280 to 2319 code for a protein of 679 amino acids.
UCUUUCUCUCCGUCAACUCGACAGGACCAUAAAUAGAAGCCACGAUCUCCGGCUCGCCUGCUCGAUCGGGCAAUUUCACUGCCCGCUUCUUUUUCCCCUGGCCCUCAGCCUCCUCUAGUAAAAUUCGAGCCCAAACAUGCCAACCAGGGUAUAGGCGGCGGCUCUGUUCAGAAAGCCAGGGUCUGGGGGUUGUGCUCUAUUUUGGGUAGUAGUUUCAGACACAAGACUCCGGUGGACAAUUGAAGGCAGCAAGGUUUAAUACUCAUCUGCAUAGCGACAAUGGGGUUUUUGAAACUUUUCAAGAAAAAGGAGAAGAAAGAUUCUGUUGAACCGGCACAACAGAAGACCGGCUCCAAGAUUGAGAAGGGCGAUCCAUCCAGCAGGGCUGUACAGAAGGCUAGCGGAAGCAAUUCUCAGAAAACAGGUGCUGAAGCACUGCGCAACGGCGGUGGAAGCGAGGUUGCUGGUAGCAGAACCAUUGGACCGGACUUGUCCGUUGGAGGUUUCGACACUUUUGCUUCCGGAGCCAACACGUCCAGCUCGAACAGCGGCAGCAUCUCUAAGACCGACUUUGUACCGCCUGCGAGCUCGGCGACAACUCAAUCAUCCCGCAAGAGUUCUGUUUCCGCUUCGUUGAAGAAGGACAACACUGACAAAAGAAAAAGCUCGUUCGGGAUUUUGCGCAAACCGUCGUUCAACCACAGCGCUCCAAUCACCGAAAACAACACCCCAAUCAAUGCACACAAGGUCUCGGACUUGCCAGACGAGCUUCUACCUGUUGUCACCUUGAUCAAUCACCAGCAGUCGAGAUCCUACUUCAAGGGGAACUCCUUCUUUUAUGACUCGACACAGGCUCAGCCGAUCUUGAAUCCUGUCGAAUUGGUCUCGAACGCCACGACUCCCGUUUCUCUGUUGACAGCUUCGUUCAACUGGGCGCCAGCCUACGUGGAGCUGAACGGUAACGAUAUCACGGUUGAACUAGAGAACUCUCCGACAACCAUCAUCAAUAUCUGCGACUGCGAGUUGACAUACAAUGGCGAUGACAUCAUACUGACAGUGUUGAUUACCAACCAUUCACUCAUGUAUUUUCAAUUUAACACGUUAGAUGAACUAAACAGCUUUUAUUCUGCAGUAUUAUUGUGCAAGUUUGAGUACCAACAGUUGCAGGAGGCAUACACCGGUGCGUUGCUAUCCUCUCAAGCCAUUCACUUCUCGGACAUUAGAACCCUUCUUUCUCCGCAUAACAAAAACGUCAAGGAGGAAUGGUGUGUCGUUAGAUUCCCUUUCUUGAAUGAUAAAUGGAUCCGAUGCUACUUGGUUGUGCAGCCGCACAACAAGAUUGAGAUCUACACCCACUCAUCUAAGGCGAGGAAGUACUUGCUCUCGACAAUCACUAAUGGGUUGUCUUGUUAUACAAUCUACCCAAACGAUCCUUCGCAAGUGCAGAACAAUUCGUUGCUGAGAUUGUAUGCAAACUGUUAUAUCAAUUCAGAUCUGUUGGAGGUCAUCUUGAACGACGACACCAUCAGCUCUACUGACGAAAAUAUAUCUUUGAUGAAUAAAAAGAGUGUGAAAACCAGAUCAUCUAGGUCUAGAUCAAACUCGAGAUCUAGAAACAACUCGUUCAAUAGAAGACUUUCUCAGGUAUCUUUGAGAUCCUCUCGUUCCCACGACUCCAACUUGUCUUCUUCAAACGAAAGCUCCAACCUCAGCUCCUCCCACCAACAUCACCAAAGAAUCAGCUCAGUUGAUACCACUAUUUCGGAUUCCUCGUUUACAAACGCUAAAACCCCGAAGAAGUUGAGCAAAAAGUCGAUCGCUAAAACCCAUCUGAUUUACAUCAUUCCCGAAUCCCACGCCAGUGUUAAGCCCUGCGAGAUUUCCUUGAGAUUGCUCAUUCCAAUUCUCAACUCGUACAAGUUGUAUGGUCGUCCAGCUAAAUUUAUCUCCUCCAGAACAGAUAAAAACUCCCUUCUUUUUGGACUGCCCCAACUACCCAACACCUACUAUCUCAAUGAGAAGUCAUCUUUGGAUUUGAUCAAUCUUAACAUUGGCAAUUCCCUCAGGGAAAAGUGGAGCGCCCACGACUGGUACAUGAUCUACAAAGAGCUUAUGAGUGCUCUUUUGAGUAAAGGCUGGAAAGGUGGUUCUUACCAGGGCGACCUGGUCAACAUGAACUUUAGCCUGGAUAUGGACAGAUCUCCAAGUCAGUUUGACUUCGAAGACGAUACUUACGAUCCUAUGGAAGACUUUGUGGCUGCUGCUUCCAGUAGUGCCAACCGAUCAGUCUCCGUCCCUGUUUCUCUGGUCAAUGAGUGAUCAGCCUAUUGUACAUGAAUACUUUACCAUUUCUUUACUGUUUUAUUUUUCUUCCUACGAUCGAUCUUGCAUUCUAGUUUUUUUUCUUAUUUCCAGUUUC